UGCGCACAGAGUCUCGGUAGCCAGAGGCUAACCUCAGUGACUGCGGAGUGAGCGUGUGGUCGCGUUGCAGACUUCGAAACGCCCGCGUUUGGUUUCCCCGGCACACGCUGACUGAGUGCUGGCCUUGCUGCAGAGUAGAGGUGUCAAGUCGCCGGUUGUUACGCACUUUGCAUUCAGCUGUGAUUUCCAUUUCCGGCUCUUCUGUACUGUUUUGUGAGAAGGCUGCCUGAUUUCACAUUCUCACAAGCAAGUGCACAGGGCUUCCAGUCUCCACCUAGGAGAAUUUGUGAGAAGCUUCUAUAAUGGUCUAUCUGGGCCUUAUCAGAGCUGCCCAUGAGCAUAUCUACCUGGUGAGGAAAGUCAGUCAUGUCUGCAGAUGCCAUCAACAUCGGGCCUGGGGCUCAAGACCAGCUGCAUCACAGUUUGCUGUCCAAGGUGCUCCAGGCAGCGUGCUGGAGCUGCUUGGUAAAUCCUACCCUCAGGAUGACCACACUAACCUUACCCAGAAGGUCCUUUCAAAGGUGGGUAGGAACCUGCACAACCAGAAGUUCCAUCCUCUGUGGCUCAUCAAGGAGCGGGUGAAGGAACACUUCUACCAGCAGUAUAUGGGGCGAUCCAGGACACCUCUGUUCUCUGUCUAUGACCAGCUUCCUCCAGUGGUUACCACUUGGCAGAACUUUGAUAGCCUGCUAAUCCCAGCUGACCACCCCAGCAGAAAGAAGGGGGACAACUAUUACUUGAAUCGGGUACACAUGCUGAGAGCACACACAUCAGCACAUCAGUGGGACUUGCUGCAUGCGGGACUUAAUGCCUUCCUCGUGGUAGGUGAUGUGUAUCGGCGUGACCAGAUUGAUUCCCAGCACUACCCCGUUUUCCACCAGCUGGAGGGUGUCCGGCUCUUCUCCAAGCAUGAGUUAUUUGCUGGAGUAAAAGAUGGAGAAAGCUUGCAGCUCUUUGAAGAAAGUUCUCGCUCUGCUCAUAAGCAAGAGACACACACCAUGGAGGCUGUGAAACUUGUGGAAUUUGACCUUAAACAAGUACUGACUAGGCUGGUGACACAUCUUUUUGGAGAUGGGCUGGAGGUUCGGUGGGUGGACUGCUACUUUCCCUUUACCCACCCUUCCUUCGAGAUGGAGAUCAACUUCCGUGGAGAAUGGCUGGAAGUCCUUGGUUGUGGGGUGAUGGAACAGCAGCUAGUCAAUUCAGCUGGUGCUCAGGAUCGAAUCGGCUGGGCCUUUGGCCUGGGAUUAGAGAGACUGGCGAUGGUCCUCUAUGAUAUCCCUGACAUCCGCCUUUUUUGGAGUGAGGAUGAGCGCUUCCUGAAGCAGUUCCGCCUGUCAGACAUCAAUCAGAGUGUCAAGUUUCAGGAAGCACUCUUACCCACUGAGCAUCUUUCCUGUACCCGAAGGAGGACUUUAAAGCCUCUUAGCAAGUACCCCGCUGUGUUCAAUGACAUUUCAUUCUGGCUGCCCUCCGAGAACUACACGGAGAAUGAUUUCUAUGACAUUGUCCGAACAGUCGGAGGAGACUUGGUGGAAAAGGUUGAUCUUAUAGACAAGUUUAAACAUCCAAAGACACACAGGACCAGCCACUGCUACCGAAUUACCUACCGCCACAUGGAACGAACACUGUCCCAGAGAGAAGUCAGCAGUGUCCACCAGGCUGUGCAGGAGGCCGCUGUGCAGCUGCUGGGCGUGGAAGGCCGUUUUUGAUGUCGUGGCAUUAUACAGGCUGUAGCCCUCUUAGAGCACCAGGACUCUCCAGAAAGGGGGAGCCACAGUGUUUGUGAACUGGAGUGUCUGUCCUCAUUUGAUAAAUGGGUCUGCUUUAGGACUUUCAGGAAAUAAAGGAUCACUUUUUAGAAGCAUUGA
Messenger RNA from Grammomys surdaster, 1871 nucleotides. RefSeq names its product phenylalanyl-tRNA synthetase 2, mitochondrial (gene Fars2). Gene Ontology annotation, molecular function: ATP binding; tRNA binding; phenylalanine-tRNA ligase activity. NCBI's taxonomy places the organism in Eukaryota, Metazoa, Chordata, Mammalia, Rodentia, Muridae. The record is from RefSeq and is a predicted model, not a curated record. Gene Ontology annotation, cellular component: mitochondrion; cytoplasm. Gene Ontology annotation, biological process: phenylalanyl-tRNA aminoacylation. Bases 303 to 1712 code for a protein of 469 amino acids. The transcript is spliced from 9 exons.